AUGGACGAUUCUUCGCGGACAAAUGUUCUAGUCGACCAAACCUUGCUUGCGCCCAGCGCCGCGCGCCCAGUGGUUCCGCCAGCCCAACCCAGCAAGGAGAUUCGCGAUCAGAGCGGACAGCCCUCCUCUAGCCCGAACUCCGGUCAACCAUCACUUGGGAGUGUGCGCUAUUCGGUGUUUCCUCAACUGCGGCCGUGCCAAACACCCUCAGCCCCUGGGGUGCGGGCAGGCCAGUCGGCAGAUCCACCGCUGAAAACACCCCCGGCAUCUGUUAGCCUGGAAACAUCUGGAAACCGCACGACCUCGCCGAGCGAGGGCCUUGUAUGCCUGCCGGGCGACUCACCGUCUCAAAAGCGAGUUCUUUUGGAGAGUGAUAUUGAUGCCGGUAUCGAUAUCCCUAGCACGAUCUGUGACGGUCGCCCACCGGUCGCUGGUAGUGAUACCGCCCCAAAUGAUGAACAACCGCUCUCGCCACGGCGUCUCCAAGAGUCAUCAUCUUCCACUAUCACUAAAGAGCGCUCUACACAGUCACUCUCUACACAGACCGAAGCUGCUCAUGUUCCGGAACAACAUGCCACCGGCAUACGCCCUUCACCAGCGUUCUGGCCGGCCAAACCGCUGCCGGCUUCUCCAAGACUGUCGCGGACCUCAAGCCAGGACCAGGCGCAGGACAGUGCUGUGUUAUGUACGGAAUGCCGCGAUGAGAAUCAGGCACCUGGUGAUGGCAAAGAAGGGGCUAUCAAGGGGAUCAUUCUUGAUUCCCGAGAUUCGUUGCUUGAGUUAAAGAAGGAAAAGGUUCUGGAAGCUCUGCCCGUUUCCCCAAAGAAGCUUUACAAUCCUGCGCCACGAGUCUAUCCACAUGACAUUCGCGAGGACGGCGGACCGUUCCCGGAAGAUGUCGGACCACAAGACGGCGGACCGUACACCCAGCAACCCGAUGAUACCUCCAACGCCCUGAUGCCCAAACCAAGUACAACUUUAGAGCACACGACAAACAGAUCAACUGUCAGCGGCAUUCUUUCUACGCCGAGAACCGUGGGGAAUAUUCCCCUCGGAAACGAACCGAGCAAAGUUGGCCUCAAGAACAAAAAGCCGGGAGCGGUGGGAUUUCUGUCUCCUUCCCAGCGGUUGCACCGGGCAUCAAUGAUGAGAAGGGACAGGAUUGCUGAAACUGAGCGGCGAAGUCAAGGAAGUACCGAUUCGACAACGAGAUCGAUUAUGACGCCGAGCCCCCAAGUUCCUAGUGUCAAAUCUAUAGAGGAAGGCAGCUGGAAUGCGGCAGAGCUUCACGACAUGAAAUCUGAGAUAGGGUCGCUUGGUGAGGAUGAGGAUAUCAACGACCGAGACGUUCUCAGAGGGCUCAUGAUCAUUUGUGCGGCCUCGGCAGACGCAGAAUUCGACGCUUUGGUUCGAAGCAAGACCGGGUUGCGCUCGCGCCGAUUCCUUGCCGACUUGCAGAGUUUUGAGGGGCUGAAUGGGAUUCAAUAA
Dichotomopilus funicola is the source of this 1488-nucleotide messenger RNA. RefSeq lists its product as uncharacterized. Bases 1 to 1488 code for a protein of 495 amino acids. The record is from RefSeq and is a predicted model, not a curated record. Lineage: Eukaryota; Fungi; Ascomycota; Sordariomycetes; Sordariales; Chaetomiaceae. The transcript has 2 exons.